GCCUCUGCUUCAGUAAUCUCUGUUAUCUCUUCCCAAGGCCUUUACUGACACCAACAUAUAUAAAUUGUCUGAUAAGACAACUUCAGUGUCAGAGAAGGAAUCGGCAGACACCAACAGGUGGUUCAUACUCCCUGACAUACUGUCAAAAUCUCCAACAUGGCGACACUGGUCGGUGCUGUCGUGGCGCUGUUGCUGAUGGUGGUGGUGUGGGCGGCUGAGCAGACGGCCAAUCUCCAGCUGUCCCAGAGCGGCGGCAGCAGGUGGGAAGGCAAAGCCUGCUUUCACCUGGAAUCGGCCAUCGGUGGCUGGGAGGUGGUCUUCGAGUUUGCAGGACAAGGGGUUCGCGGCAUCGAGCAAUGGGAUGGUGUAGUGGCGGAGCAGCCGGCCUCUGGUCAGUGCGGGACUCGGGUGGUGCUGGUCAACAAGCCAUACCAGGGUAUGCACAACGCCGGUGACCAGCUGUGUGUCCCCAUUGCAGGUGCACCCUGCGGGUCCGAGACACCUUCCGCCACCGCCAGACUUGUGGACCCGUGCACCGACGUCAACAAGGCCCCACCUGCCCCACAGGUCACAGGAGCACAAGAAAUGAAGUACAACUACGCCGAGGUGCUGCAGAAGUCCAUCCUCUUCUACGAGGCGCAGCGCUCAGGUAAACUACCUGCCAGCAACCGCAUCCCCUGGCGGGGGGACUCGGCUCUACAGGACCGGGGGGACAAGGGCGAGGACCUGACAGGCGGCUGGUAUGAUGCUGGUGACAACGUCAAGUUCAACUUCCCCAUGGCCUUCAGUACCACGGUGUUGUGCUGGAGUCUGCUGGAGUUUAAAGAUGCUUAUGAGAAGGCGGGACAACUGGACUACAUGUAUGACUCCAUCCGCUGGCCCCUCGAGUACUUCAUCAAGUGUCACACCGGCCCUAACGAACUGUAUGUACAGGUGGGUGACGGUGGGACUGACCACGGUACCUGGACAAGCCCGGAGCUGAUGGACCAAAACAGACCAGCCUUCAAGAUCACAGCCUCUAGCCCCGGAAGUGACGUGGCCGACGAAACUGCAGCAGCUCUGACGUGUGGCUACCUGGCCUUUAAGACGAAAGACGCAACUUUUGCAAACGAAAUGUUGACCCACGCCAAGCAGAUUUACCAGUUCGCCAAACAACAUCCGGGCUUCUACUCCACCAGCGUCAACGCCGCCGCUGCUUACUACAAGUCCGGCAACUACACGGACGAGAUGACGUGGGCUGCUGCCUGGCUGUACAAGGCCACCAAUGACCAGCAGUACCUCACUGAUGCCGAGCAGACCUACAUCCCCGGCGCUGCCUGGGGCUUUUCUUGGGACGAGAAGCUGGCCGGCAACAUGGUCCUGCUGUAUGAUGCUACACACAAGGAUCUGUACAAGAAUGACAUCGUUGCAACGAUGACAGACUGGAUGCCAGGAGGCAGCAUCCCCUACUCACCCAAGUGUCUGGCAUUUCGUCUUCAGUGGGGCUCUCUGCGCUAUGCCUCCAACACAGCCUUCAUCGCUCUUCUGGCUGCCCGGCGAGGAAUUAAUGCAGACAAGUACAACCAGUGGGGCAUGUGUCAGAUCCACUACGCACUCGGGGAUACAGGCCGCAGCUUCGUCGUCGGAUUUGGCGUCAACCCUCCCACCAAACCCCACCACAGGGCGAGGUACGUCAACCCUCCCACCAAACCCCACCACAGGGCGAGCUCCUGCCCCUGUAAGCCAGAACCAUGCACGUGGGACGCGCAGCGGUUCCCGGGGCCCAACCCCAAGACGUUGUACGGGGCGCUAGUGGGCGGCCCAGGCAGCGACGACAGCUACACCGACGACCGCGGCAACUACAUCAACAACGAGGUCGCAUGCGACUAUAACGCGGGCUUCCAAGGCUCCGUCGCUGCUCUUCUACAGCUGGCUAUCGACAGUAAACUUCCGGCUGCCUCUUCUUGUGGAAAGUGCUGAAUCACGAAUCUGUAAUUUUGUCUCGACAUAAAACAUAAACUAAUAAACUGUGUUUAUCGGCUUUUGUAUAUGUCAGCACGUUCUUGUGAAUUUCGUAUCAUUAAAAUAAUUGUUUAAAUCACAAAAA
Molecule: messenger RNA, 2086 nt
Organism: Pomacea canaliculata
Lineage: Eukaryota; Metazoa; Mollusca; Gastropoda; Architaenioglossa; Ampullariidae
Product: endoglucanase E-4-like
Exons: 12
Coding region: 157-1959 (600 amino acids)
Biological process (GO): carbohydrate metabolic process
Molecular function (GO): hydrolase activity, hydrolyzing O-glycosyl compounds
Source: RefSeq, a predicted model, not a curated record